AUGUCAGGUGUAAUCGUAACGCAUGCAUCGCCUCCUACCUUUCAUUCUACAGAAACAUGGAAGCAUCUCCAUGAUGCACUGAAUCUCCAGCUCCCUCUGCGAAAUAUACACUGGAAGUCUCCCGCCCUUCAUUCCUCACGGCCCGUAAUCAGGACCAUUCAAGAGCUCUACAUCAACUUCGUCUCCUUGGACACCCUUCGCGAUGACCAAACAUCCCAGAUACCGACGACAGUCUUGGAUAAGCCCCUAUUGAACCUUUAUUUUGUGCAGUGCGAGGACAUCGAGGUAUACAGAACAAACGUUAGGAAACAAAUAAAAGGCUGGCACAAUUCCGUAACUCAGCGACGAAACCAAGAAUGGGUUAUUGUCUAUCUAGUCAGGCCUGAUCUCAGGACAGGGGACCGCAAGUUCUUUCAGAAGAGCUCCGUACUGGAUAAACUCAAGGCUGAUUUCAACUCGGACAAACGUGACAGGCAAGUGCUGCAGCUUGGUUGGUAUGCUUCGUCGCUCAAUGUCAAUCCUGCUGUAUGGGCAGAACUCUUGACGAAAGUCAAGGAUGGAUUAUUGUCUGCCUUUGAAUCUUCAAUUGCUCAUCGUGAAGAAGAGGUGAGAAGGUCAGAAACUCAAAUGAGUAUGCCAGGAUGGAAUUUCUGUACCUUUUUCAUUCUGAAGGAAAGCAUAGCUAUGUCAUUUGAGGGUAUGCACCUGUACGAAGAUGCUCUUGGUCAGUACAACGAACUUGAGAACAUCUUUUUGCAAGUUCUCCGGGAGAAGAACCUUCCAUGGUUUGGCAGCUUCAUCACCCCAGGUCCCAAAGACGACUCUAUGGCCCUCCUAUCCCCCGACAAAAAGCCCUAUCGUGACCUAAUACUUGCAAACACCAUUUCAGUGUUCGAUUUCCGUAUAUAUCUGCUCCUACGUCAAUGCAUACUGUUGAACAAGCUGAGCAAAUUCGUUGAGAUUUGUCGGAAGUCUCUGACUUUCCUUGGGACAUUCGGUCGCCGCCUUCGAGAUACGGAGGCAACGCUUCCGGAGUACUUCAUAGAGUCGUGGAUAUUUUCUUCCGCCCUCAGUGUAGUGGAACAAAUCGAAUCUUGGGCUGCAGCGUCUCGUACGGAUAGUUUUGAUAGCUCAAGACUCUUUGCUGCCAAAGGAGAACUCCUCGAAUUGGCCCGAAACCAACUCGAUGUCCUGGGGGUUGUGGCAGGUCAUCUGCCCCACAAACCACCGUUCAACAGUUAUGUUCCUCCAAAAUCACCUCCAACACGUCCCUCCCAUGGACGCACUGCUUCACGGAUCAACAAGUACCAGAUCAUGCUGGCUAUAGGCGACAAAGAUGCGUUCUAUGACUUGUAUUGUACAACAUCCAAUCGGGCCAUCGAUAUGUACGUAAAAGCUGGUCGACGAAAGUUUGCUCUCAAGCUUCACGGUAGCAUCGCGGCUAUGGAUGCCUAUCGUGGACGAUUAACCAGUGCUCUGACGAUAUUUGGGUCACUCCCUGCUCAUUAUGCACCACACAUGUGGACUUCCCUGGAAUCCUUCAUGCUUUGUAGAGCUAUAAAUGUCCACAAAUCCUUGAAUAAGCCACACAAUCGGGAGUGGAUCUACAUGCUCCUGGAUUUCUUCAAGGCCUACAUUCCUGAUACAAACCGGGAACUUUCUCCUUUGGAUCAAGAUGGUUUGAGUUCUUUGUCAACAUUGGUCAAUCACGUUGUCACUUCAGCCAAAGAGCUAGAUUCUGACUUGAUCCACUCGGACGACUACAUCAUCUCCAUUCGACCUUUGAAAAACACUAGAACACAGGCGGAUGUCUCUUUUCUUGAUGUCGUUGUGAUCAAUCAUCUUCCUUGCGAUAUAGAUGUCGAUCGGGUUAGUGUAACGUUAGUGGGGCAGGGCACUGAGCGUUUGCAAUUUGCCUCCGAGGUCCAAAGACUAACUUCGGGCGAAAUGAGAUUGACCCUUCUGUGUCACACAUCUUCCAGUGGGGCAUUCUUUGUCGAGAGCAGCGGGAUACAUAUCUCGCGACUUCACCUUCAGCAAAGCUAUAAACCUGGAGUUCCAAAAAGAGUGUCAGAAGGUCCUAACAUUGUCCACUUUUCCAAAAACACGCAAGCCUUGGAUGUGGACAUUUGUCAGCCUGCCAAAAUAUGCAUUGGAGCUCCCCCACAAUUGGCUUUUACGAUCAGAGCUGGCGUUCAUGGCGUAGUUCAGGCAACAGUCAGACUAUCAGUACCUCAAGGCAUUACUUUGCACCACCGCCAAGCUUUUCUGAAUUCUGGAGCUUGUGCAUCUGCAACCAUUGAUACUAACGAAACUUCGUUUACUGUCCGGGAUGUUCCGGAACGAACCCAAGUUCUUGUCACAGUACCUCACUCGGUUGCCUCCCGCCACCAUGCCAUGAAGGUCGAGGCCCGUGUGACGUAUCGGACAAACGAGGACCCCUUGGUGGAACAUACAUGUUGGAAAUCAAAAUCAGUUGUCAUUUCUCUACCGAUCUCUGUGAACGUUGAAGAUUUCUUUCGUGGAGCACGGUCGCUAUUUAGCCAUAUCUCAAAAUUCACAAUAUCCGCAACCACACACCAGCAUAUUCGAAUCAAGCAUGUUGAUCUUCAAGGACCGGUUGGAGGACUUGAAGGCGUUACAAUAAGUAGCUGCCGACCAUGCCUCUCAGCAGCUACUGUUACUCCCGAGACGUCAGCCAAAUACCUCUUCUCGAUAACAUCAGAUAAGGGCCCAGUCACAGAGUCCUUGUACCUCGUGAUUAGUUAUCAAUUGCUGCGUGAAGAGGUGGAAACCUUCAUAAAACAAUCGGUAAAAAAAGUGGCUUCCGAGUUUGAUGUUUGCCUAGAGGACCUUUCACGAAGAAUAAUCGAGCAUCUCGAAAGUGGCGCUGGAUGGAUUCCCCUUUACCAUAGCACUGGCUCACUCUUAAUCCCAUCUUCACUUGAUGUCAACAACAAAUUCGGACCAUCAUUUGACUCGCUUCAAAGAUUACUUUCCGAUGGACAGCAUCAAGGUUCAGCUUCAUGGCGUGAAAUUCGACUGCCAGUGGAUGUUCCCAAGGUUCUGGUAGCAGCUGGAAUUGAAAUCAUGGUUACGCCGGGAGCUAAAAGGCAAGCCAAUGGGCUACCUGUUAUAUUUGCAGGACAGCCCGUGUUUGCGACACUUACCAUUAAGAUCUCAUUACAUUGGAAUGACGACACCAAAUCAUCAUAUCGUAUGCGGUUUGAUGUGGAGGAGAUGGUUUCGGAUUGGUUAAUUUGCGGAAGGAAACGCGCAGAUUUCACAGCAUACAACGGUCAAUUGCUGUCAAUGCCGUUGACCCUUAUCGCCCUUCGUCAUGGUGAAUUAACAAUGCCGAAUGUGAUAGUUCACGCCCUUCCGUCAACAACCACUUUGGGCACGGUCGUGCCUAGUGUUGAUGUGUGUCAAGUUCACGGUGCCAAUAAACUACUCAUACUGCCGAGGGGAGGCCGUAAUACGUUCAUGGUAGGGAUGGGUCACGACUGCACAUAG
Molecule: messenger RNA, 3516 nt
Organism: Coniophora puteana RWD-64-598 SS2
Lineage: Eukaryota; Fungi; Basidiomycota; Agaricomycetes; Boletales; Coniophoraceae
Exons: 20
Coding region: 1-3516 (1171 amino acids)
Biological process (GO): intra-Golgi vesicle-mediated transport; early endosome to Golgi transport
Cellular component (GO): TRAPPII protein complex
Source: RefSeq, a predicted model, not a curated record